UUACAUCAACACUAUUACCUUUAUUAACCAAAUUUGUAAUCUCAUAAAUAAAAGACACUAAGUUAGUUUGAUAAGGUCUGUUUUCUGUAAAUGAUUGUUGAUUUGCAUUAAUAAUAGUACCCUUCUUUAAUUAAUCGAGCCUCAUCUCAGCUGUUCUUUUAUCUUGCCCAAGAUCAUAAACAGAAUGUUUGUCUUUUGGUUUCCCUUGCAAACAGCAUAUGCCAAACCAUUCCUGAGGGAAGAUCCAUGUUGUUCAUUAGUUGUACAGUGGUUAUUCCAAGGAGCCCUAAUCAUGAAUUAGGGUACUACUGUGCAAGAUGCUGUACAAACACACAAUAAAAAGACAGUCUCUGCCACAAAGAAGUUACAAUUUGAGAGAGAGAGACAGACUGAUUCACUCCUAAAUUGACUUCAUUAUAAAUGUCAUAUUACUGCAUAAUUGCAUUUAUGACCAAUACCAUUGGCAUGACCUGACAGUUUGAAGGCACCAAGUGAGCAGUAGAUUAAGAUUUUUUUUUUUUUUUUCUUCCAAACAAGUAAAUUCUGGUAGAGUAAAUGAAAUCUGAAACUAGCUUUAAUAAAAUCAGUGUUUUCCUUAAAAUGUCUCUGCUAAUAUUUAACCCUUUCAGAAACGAAUGCAUAAAAUAAGUGGAAAAUGACAGUAAACACAUUUUUCUCUUGUACAGACAAUGAUUUGCAAGGCACUAAUAGUUCUGGAUCAUUGGGUGGUCUUGAUGUUCGCAGACGAAUCCCUAUAAAGCUCAUCUCCAAACAGCCCAACAAAACCAAACCUGCACCACGUGCUCCAAGAAUUAUGAACAGGAUGCCUUCAAAGGCACAGGCUGGUGAUGAAGAAGAAUUUGAUUAUAAUGAAGAGGAGCGAUAUGAGUGCAAAGGAGCUGACAAGUUUGGGAAUCCAAGAAGAUUCCCCGGACACAUAUUUUGGGACUUUAAGAUAAAUUUGCUCGGAGAAAAGGAUGAUACACCAGUCCAUUUCUGUGACAAGUGUGGAUUGCCCAUCAAAUUGUAUGGGCGCAUGAUACCUUGCAAGCAUGUUUUCUGCUAUGACUGUGCUAUAUUACAUGAGAAGAAGGGUGACAAGAUGUGCCCAGGCUGUAAUGAUCCUGUGCAGCGAAUUGAGCAAUGUGUGCGGGGGUCUCUCUUCAUGUGUAGCAUUGUUCAAGGGUGCAAGAGAACAUAUUUGUCUCAGAGAGACUUACAGGCUCACAUCAACCAUCGUCAUAUGAGAGCUGGAAAACCUGUUACCCGUCCUCCACUUGAACCUGUACAUCCUCCUAUUGCCCCGCCUCCUGCUGAAAUUCCUGAGCGUUUCAUAAUGCCACCUGAUAAGCAUCAUAUGAGCCAUAUUCCACCAAAGCAGCACCUCAUGAUGCCACCACCUCCUUUACAGCAUGUGCAACACGAGCAUUACAACCAACCGCACGAGGACAUUCGUGCACCCCCAGCAGAGAUGUCAAUGGCUCCACCACCACCACGCUCGGUCAGUCAGGAUACAUUUCGUAUUUCCACAAGAAAACACAGCAAUUUAAUAACUGUCCCUAUUCAGGAUGAUUCAAAUUCAGGUGCUCGAGAACCACCUCCACCAGCCCCAGCACCUGCUCAUCAUCAUCCUGAAUAUCAGGGUCAACCAGUGGUAUCCCAUCCUCAUCAUAUUAUGCCUCCACAGCAACAUUAUGCACCACCCCCGCCACCGCCACCACCAAUAAGCCAUCCAAUGCAACAUCCUCCCCAGGGAGCAGGUACUCCUCAUAUGGUUUAUAGCCAAGCUCCACCACCACCGAUGACCUCUGCUCCACCACCAAUAACCCCUCCCCCUGGACACAUAAUUGCCCAAAUGCCACCAUAUAUGAAUCACCCUCCUCCAGGACCUCCCCCUCCUCAACAUGGUGGCCCACCAGUAAAUGUAAAUGCACCCCCUCCCCAUCACUAUAAUCCUAACUCUUUGCCGCAGUUCAGUGAAGAUCAAGGAACUCUCAGCCCUCCUUUUACACAGCCUGGGGGAAUGAGUCCUGGAAUGUGGCCAGCUCCAAGAGGGCCUCCUCCACCCCCAAGAAUGCAAGGCCCACCUUCUCAAGCCCCACUUCCUGGACCACAUCACCCAGAUCAAACCAGAUAUAGACCAUACUACCAAUGAUAUUAACAGUAAUUUGAACUGAGUAUGCUAUGGGAAGGAUAAACUAUAUACAGCAGCCUUUUAAUGAAUCUGUUUUGGGGGGGUCUCUUUUUCCCCCUCUUUCUCCUCCUCUCUUCCUCCUCCCUGCCCCCC
This is a messenger RNA of Chelonoidis abingdonii (Abingdon island giant tortoise), 2287 nucleotides long. RefSeq names its product Cbl proto-oncogene like 1 (gene CBLL1). Lineage: Eukaryota; Metazoa; Chordata; Testudines; Testudinidae. Gene Ontology annotation, biological process: regulation of cell adhesion; protein ubiquitination. The record is from RefSeq and is a predicted model, not a curated record. Gene Ontology annotation, molecular function: ubiquitin protein ligase activity.